Messenger RNA from Benincasa hispida (wax gourd), 2513 nucleotides. NCBI's taxonomy places the organism in Eukaryota, Viridiplantae, Streptophyta, Magnoliopsida, Cucurbitales, Cucurbitaceae. The record is from RefSeq and is a predicted model, not a curated record.
UCAUUUUUAUGUCAUUUUAUUUCAUGGAAUUGACUGGAUUAUCACUGACUUUUGACAUUCUCUUGUUUGCAGGCAAGGAAGAUUCUUGACCACAUGGCCCAUUUGAAAUAUGCAGCAUCUGCAAUUUAUUAAGUUGACGGAUGACCGUGGAUGUUAUGCUUUUAUCAGAAUUUAUUAAUAAAGUAGAUCAUAUACAAUAAAAACUCUUAAAAUAAGGGAAGUCACAGCCAAAGAUCAGAAGUCAAAGGUUAAAUUUGUAUAGCAUUGGUCGAAGUAUAAACCAACGACCUUCAAUAUAAUCAUUCAAAGUCCAAAGGCUGACGUUUAAAUAUUUGAUGGAUUUAUCUUAAAAGGGAAGCUCCGAUAUGUUAUGGGUUUUUGUAACUCCUGUUAUAGCCAACAUUAGAUGGCGUUCUUUCUUCCUCUUGCUUUGUUUUCCUUUGCAAGAAUUUGUGCCACCCAGCCAGUCUUGGUCAAGCAUGUCUGCAUGUAUGAAGUAGGGAACUUCACUAGCAACAGCACUUAUAAGACCAAUCUCGAUCAUGUACUCUCCUCCAUUGCCACUGCCAAAGAUACUGGCAAUGGCUUGUACAAUUUUUCCUAUGGUCAAAGCUUGGAAUCAGCCAAUGCUAUUGGGCUCUGCCGAGGAGAUACGAAUCCUGAUAGUUGUCGAAGCUGCCUUAAUAACUCUAUAUAUCUUCUCACACAGCUAUGUCCUAAGCAGAAAGAGGCAAUUGCGUGGUAUGAUAUCUGUAUGCUACGCUUUUCAAGUCGUCCUAUUUUUGGUGCAAUGGAAGUUGAACCCCAAUACGUAUCAUGGAUAACAAACGACUUCAAAACACAGAGAGAUAUGUUCAAGCAGAACCUGAGAACAUUGCUGGAUAGGUUGAAAGAUAAUGCUUCUUCAGGUGGUUCUGUACGGAAGUAUGCAGCUGGAGAUAUAUUUGGAGAAGCCUUUGGUAGGAUAUAUGCACUUCUGCAGUGCACACCUGAUUUGUCUAAACUACAAUGUGAUGCGUGCUCAGAUUCAGCGUUCAAAACAAUUCCACCAUGUUGUAAGGUAGCUUGGAGAUAUUUUUCACCAAGUUGUAACGUUAGAUAUCAGGUGUCUCACUUCCUUGAGCCUUCUGCUGAAUUGCCACCACCGUUGCCGCUAAUUUUAGUUCCUUCAAGCAUUACCACGUCUUCAGAAGGAAUGAAGAAGAACGCCAUGCAAACUACCAUUGUAAUAGUUCUCCCAUUUGUGGCUCUUUUCGUUUUAGCCAUCGGCAUCUACACCUUUUUGAGAUCCAAAAAGUUGAGGGAAAAACUUGAGACUAGUGAUGAUGACAUUAGCCCCACGAAUUUAUUGCAAUAUGAUUUCAAGACGAUUAGAGAUGCAACAGAUAACUUUUCUGUUUCAAAUAAACUUGGACAAGGUGGAUUUGGUAUUGUUUAUAAGGGUAAGCUUUUCAAUGGACAAGAAAUAGCUGUGAAAAGGCUAACUCAAGGUUCGCAACAGGGAGACCUCGAAUUUAAGAAUGAAGUUUUACUGGUUGCCAAGCUGCAACACCGGAAUGUGGUUCGACUACUUGGCUUUUGCUUUGAGAGAAACGAAAGGCUUCUCAUCUAUGAGUUUCUAUCUAAUUCAAGCUUAGAUCGUUUCAUCUUUGAUCCAAUUCAACGUGAAUAUUUGGACUGGUCGAGACGAUACAAAAUUGUAGUUGGCAUCAGUCGCGGCCUCAUGUAUUUACAUGAAGAUUCUCGAUUCAAAGUGAUCCAUCAUGAUCUUAAGGCUAGUAAUAUUUUAUUGGAUGCAGAGCUAAAUCCAAAAGUCACUGAUUUUGGAAUGGCAAGAUUGUGUUCAAUCAGUCAAACUCAUGGUGAUACAAGUAAAAUUAAGGGAACAUAUGGAUAUAUGGCUCCAGAGUAUGCAUUGUAUGGACGUUUUUCAGUGAAAUCGGAUGUGUUUAGUUUUGGUGUGCUUCUUCUAGAGAUCAUAAGUGGCCAAAAGAACAGUUGCUUUCAAGAGGGAGAAAAUACAGAGCAUCUUCUGAGCUAUACGUGGAGAAACUGGAUGGAAGGGAAUGUGACAGCCAUCAUAGACCCAACACUGGCUAGAACUUGCAUUGAUGAAAUCAUCAGAUGCAUCCAUCUUGGAUUAUUAUGUGUUCAAGAAAAUGUAGCAAGUAGACCCACCAUGGCUUCAGUUGUUCUCAUGCUCAAGAACAACUCCUUCACUCUUCCUGUACCUUUGCGGCCCGGAUUUUGGUUGCAAAGCGAUACCAAAAACUUGCCACAGCAUCUUGAUGAUUACACAGAAGGAUCUCAGCAUAGUCUAUCUGAGAGCCCUUGUGGUGAAGCAGAAUCAACAAGCAGGUCUUGUAUUGGGAUGGAGGUCUUGUAAUCUGCAUUAAGCUUAAACUUCAUGUAACAUAUUUUUCUUUUCCUAUUUUCAACUCGAAUACUUUCAUAAUUGAUAAAUGUUCCAUCACAUGUUGAUUAAUAUAAUUAAUUAAGGGUUUGUUUAUAAA